CUCAGCCUUAAGUCGCUGCUGUGGGCAUCAGUCCUGAUCCGCGCCACACCGCACCGCCCAGUACCCAGAACCUGGUUGCGCCUUCUGCCGCGCGCCGCCAGGUCCCGCGAUCUCGCUGUUCUUGACAAGGAGCAAAUCGCUGGUCCCGCACCGGAGUCCCAGAUGGCUUCAGUGACUGAUGGUAAAGCUGGAGUCAAAGAUGCCUCUGACCAGAAUUUUGACUACAUGUUCAAACUGCUCAUCAUUGGCAAUAGCAGUGUUGGCAAGACCUCCUUUCUCUUCCGCUAUGCGGAUGACACCUUUACCCCAGCCUUUGUCAGCACCGUGGGCAUCGACUUCAAGGUGAAGACAGUUUAUCGUCAUGAAAAGCGAGUGAAGCUGCAGAUAUGGGACACAGCUGGGCAGGAGCGGUACCGGACCAUCACCACAGCUUAUUAUCGUGGGGCCAUGGGCUUCAUUCUGAUGUAUGAUAUCACCAAUGAGGAGUCCUUCAACGCCGUCCAAGACUGGGCUACUCAGAUCAAGACGUACUCCUGGGACAAUGCACAGGUUAUCCUGGUGGGAAAUAAGUGUGACAUGGAGGAAGAGAGGGUUGUUCCCACUGAGAAGGGCCGGCAACUUGCAGAGCAGCUCGGGUUUGACUUCUUUGAAGCCAGCGCCAAGGAGAACAUCAAUGUGAGACAGGCCUUUGAACGCCUGGUGGAUGCCAUUUGCGACAAGAUGUCUGACUCACUGGACACGGACCCUUCCGUGCUGGGCACCGCUAAGAACACUCGCCUCUCAGACACCCCACCGUUACUGCAGCAGAACUGCUCAUGCUAGGCAAGGCCCCUCCUCUCUCUGUCCUCUCAUAAUGGCCCCACACCCACUGUUUCCUUUACCACACUAUGUCCGCCCUACCCCUGAGCAAGCUGAGUUGCCUACUGUUCUUUGCCUACAGUGGAGGCUGAAGCAUGCCCCUGGGGUUCUCUUCAGUGGCCCCACUCAAGAUACUCAGCACUAGACUAACACAGGUCACAUUUUGGGUGGAAAUUCACUUUACAAAAGAGGAUUCCAUUUUACGAAGGGGAUUCACUGUAAGGACUUAGAAAAUGAGUCUGUCUCUUGUCUGCUUUUAAUAUUUCCUUCAUGUAUACACCCGCACAUACACACUUUUCAGGCCUGGUCAAUGGUGUAUAAAGUGAGACCCACCUGUAGAGAUAAUCCUAUUAAAGAAAACCUCCCAAACAACAACAUGCUUGUUUCAUAUCAAGCUCCCAGUGGGGCCUCCUCUCACUGCAAGUCAAGCUUUGGCUCUCAGAGCCCUAUGCCAGUUACCACAGAUGCCCGCAGGGCCUGGGAAGUUGCUGUGGUGACAGGCCAAAGCUAAUCUCCAGAGAGCUCAAACUCUCUAAUGAUGCUGAAGGAGCUAAGGCUGAGUCAGAAACACACUUAAAAGAAAAAGAUUAUCCCCUGCAAAAUGUCAAAGGUUCCUGCUAUAUGAAAGAGCAAGCAAGCUCAAGAAAGACAAAGAGAAAAGGAAAAAAAAAAAAACCACAAACAAACACAAACAUGAAGAAGCAGAUCAUGAAUUGCUGACUGUGCUGUUUUCCAGUUGGCUCCAACUAUGAGAACAGCAACCAUAGUUACCCAUAUUAGUCUCUGGUUCUUAGACUACCAGAAUGGGAUCCUAAAUUUUAUCUAGUUUGAUUGGUCAAUUCCAAUCUUUAUAUCCUGGACAAAUAGCUGCCAGGCCUCACAACCAACCUCUUUGUUCUAAAGCAUAUAUUCUAGGUAGGGACCAGAGCUCAUUGUCCAUACCUUUUCAGACAGCUCUUAUAAUUAGAAAGUUUUCACUCCUUUAAAGUAAAAUCUGCCUCCUGGAAAUUCUUUCUCUUUCUAGCCCAUUUGUAAAGCUCUGUUGUCAGAGACCUUGCAUCUAUGCUAUCUCUGCAUUGUACACCUUAGAUGAUUUGAGAACAGAAAUCAUGAACCCAGGGAUCUGCCCUUUUCCGAAGUCAAAAAGUUAUAAUUCCAUUUGCCAGUCUUCAUAGGUGUUCUCCUAAUCCCACCUUUUCCUCCAACCCAUCUUUCAAUAAUUACUGAAUUAUUCAACUCAUUAAUGUAAUUCAAAGCAGAAUAAAUCUACGAAGGGAAAACUGAACUUAGAGAUCCCAAGCCUAACCUCAUUCUCUUGGGAGUGAAAUCUUAGUUUUUACAAAGAUUUUACAAAGAUGGUACGUGAAAUUACUCCUAGCAUAAAGCGCCUUAGUCAAACAUGAACCAAACCAAACCAAACCAAACAAAACGAAAAAAUACCCCUCAGACCCCAGAGGCAAACUGAAUGGAGUAAAUCAUGAUUCUAGCUUAUAUGGACAUGGGCAUACAUCUGGGUUUUAGCUCAAAUAAUGUUAUGAGAUCAGUGAUGAUUCCUGAGAAUCAUUCCACCUGGCCCUGGCCUGAAUCCCCAGCUAACCUGCACUGUCAUGUCUCCUUAAAAGUUGGGGAGGGAGGGAAGAUGAAGAGUUUUAACCAAGUUUUCUCUCCUGAAUUCAGAAGCAAAUAAUUUUUCCAGUAAAUUACAAUAACUAGCAAUAGGUCCAAGAACCACAUAAAAUGGCCGUUUGGAGAUUGCUGUUCUUUGAUACAGUACAGAGGAUGGAGUUUUGGACUUGGAAUCAGACCUAGACUCUACUCUUAAACUAGUGUGACUCUGGACCAACUACUCCUCAUCUCUGAAUCUUGAUUUCCUACUUAUAAAAUGGGGGAGAGUUAUUUGGAUAAUCUUUAAGUUUCCUUUUGGCAUCACUAACUCUUGUGUCUUUUUUUCACUUGCAUAUUUCAUCUGUAGUUAUCUGCAAAAUGAACCCAAGAGAUGAGGUUUAUCACACCAAUUGUAUUGUAGCUGCUACUAAUGUCAUAUUCUGUGUUAGGCAUUGUUGCAAGCAUUUCAUGUGUAUUAACUAAUUUUUCCUCCUAAUGUCUUUAGACAGGAGGUCCUAUAAUCAACAUCAUUUAAAGAUGAGGAAACUAAGGUAGUGUAAGAUUUAGCUUGCCUAAAGAUUACAUGGUAUAGCUGGGGCUCAAAUCCAAGGUCUGUACUCUUAAACCACAUUCUAUGCUACAUUUCUUAUAGAUGAUUCAAAGAGAUUAAGAGACUUGGUCUGGAUCACACUGCCAGGAAUCAAUCCUAAGGCUGUCAGGUGUCAAGUUCACUGGAAAAAAAGGCUUAUGUCUUUAAUCUGUGAACACAUUGGGCAGUUUUUAGACUAUAAUGAGGUAAUGGAUCUUUAACAAUUCUGGAAAGGAGAGUCAGCCUCUGAGGCAACCAGGUCCCAAGGGUGAAUAACAUAACUCAGGCCCAAAUACUGACUGUGCCUGUAUCUGCCUCUGUCAGGCAUUUCUUACUUAGCUGUCAAGUGAUGCUUUAAGGGGUCUCCCCACUCUAACAUUGGGGCACUUGGGAAGAGUGAUUUGAUUUCUCCAAUCACAGAAGAAUGUGGUCCCUUCACAAUGGAGUUAUUCUGGGUGUGAUUCUACACUGUAAAAUCUAAAGGUCAAGAAAAGUUAAUAUUUUUCUGAGUGGUAACAUCCAUUUAUCCUAGUACAAGUAUUUUAUGUUAUUUAUGACUCCUGGACAUUUUAGUAUCUACUAAUCUUUUUUCUCCUCUUGAAUAUCCAGGUAAAGACUGAAGUGUUUAUUUUGAAAGCUGUCAAAUUCUUUAAAACUCAGGAGCCAGCUUAAGGGAGAAAGCUUCUUCACAACAGAUGGAAUUGAGUUAAGUGUAAUAGUGACAAAAUCUUCUACACGGCAGCAAACAGAACUGUUUGUUAGAUGGCGAUUUCCCAGCCCUAGUCUGUGACCUGGUUUCUGCCGAGUGGAAGGCAGCAGCCUCCAGCUGACUCAAGAGCAAUGUUCAUCAAUCACAGUAAUAGAGCAAUUAGCCACCAAGGUUGAAGCCGCAUAACAUGUGUUAGUGGCAACUUGUCCUGAUUUUUGUCUUGUUUGAUAAUCCAAAUAAAAGAAGAUUAAAAAAAAAAAGACUUCUAAAGAGGCAAAUGUAGGCCAAAAGUGUGAUACAGUAUUGUAGUUAUUUACAGAAUCUGUUUUAAAUGCAUGUGUAUCUGUAAAUAUAAAGUAAUCUGUGACUUCUUAUUGUCUCUUCAGUAUGUAGCAUUAUUAACUUCUAGAAGCAGCAACUGGGUAGAGUAUACUGAAUGGUGAAGGACUCAUGGAAUAUUAGAUAUGGAAGGCAACUAAGAAGAUCUUGGUCAGGUUCCUCACUUGACACAAAGGAAGUUCGAGAGCUAAGGACAAAGAGGAAAUUCCCUAUAGUCACUCUGAGAGUGCAAUAGGGAUGGAGUCAAUAUUAGGUUCUGGAUCAUCUCUAAGAAGAAGAAAUACACCUACCCUCUAUCUCCUAUGGACCUGGCAUUAUUAAACACUGUAUAAACA
Molecule: messenger RNA, 4435 nt
Organism: Condylura cristata (star-nosed mole)
Lineage: Eukaryota; Metazoa; Chordata; Mammalia; Eulipotyphla; Talpidae
Gene: RAB3B
Product: RAB3B, member RAS oncogene family
Exons: 5
Coding region: 163-822 (219 amino acids)
Biological process (GO): regulation of exocytosis; protein secretion; protein localization to plasma membrane
Cellular component (GO): synaptic vesicle; endosome; plasma membrane
Molecular function (GO): GTPase activity; GTP binding
Source: RefSeq, a predicted model, not a curated record